UCAUAAUUUAUGAACAGAUGACUAUGCCAUUCGUGGCACCAAAUCUAUUUUCACAACAAUGGAUGGGCUUGGUUUAAGGGAGACCAUGGUUUGGCUGUUUUGCUUUCGGACGGGCCUUGCUAAGUUUUGUAGGUGGGCUCUAGGUGUGGGCAUCGGAGCCGCGGAACCGAUGAACCGGACCGACUUGGGCUGAAUUUGUUAGUCAGUGGGGCCUACCUCCUAUAUAUUUGGUAGGAUUUCGUAGGAAAAUGGUUCGAUAGGUGGACCCCUUUCGGUUUAGCGUGUGUGAUGACGCGUACAACAAACUACAAAUAAACUCGUCCGUUUAUAAGGAGGAAGAAGAAGCAUCUCGUGGAAACUAGGAAACAUCCGCGUAGUAAAUUAAAAUCCUAUCUGGGUUUGGCUUAUGCCACAAGCCAACCCAGACCGACCACCCUCGCUCCCCUUCCCUUAUAAAUCAAACACAGAACAGAGGACAAGCCACCUUUGUUUAUGCGUUUGUUUCGCCAAAAAAAUUCGAACAACUGAAGAUCAAAGAUAAUUCAAAGACAUCAAUCAAAUUAAGACAUGACAGGAGGAACCGAAGCUUUUCCGGAUUUGGGAAGGCACUGCCAGCACUCCGAUUGCCACCAGCUCGAUUUCCUCCCUUUUCAAUGCGACGGUUGCCAUAAGGUGUUUUGUGUUGAGCAUCGGUCUUUCAAGUCCCACGAGUGCCCCAAAUCUGAUCACAACAGCAGAAGGGUGUUGGUCUGCGAAAUCUGCUCCACCUCCAUAGAAACCACCGACCGCGACGGAGAAAAAGACCAGAAGCUCUUGUUAGAGAAGCAUCACAAGUCUGGAAAUUGCGACCCAAGAAUGAAGAAGAAACCCACGUGCCCGGUUAGGCGGUGCAAGGAGAUCCUCACGUUUUCCAAUACCAGCACGUGCAAAACUUGCCAGGUUAAGGUGUGCCUCAAGCACCGGUUCCCCGCCGACCAUGUUUGCCGGAAGCAAACGACGCCUUCCUCAUCGUUGUUGGUGGGUAAUGGUGUGCGCUGGAACGAAAAGUUCAUGGCUGCUUUUGCUUCAAGGAAAGGAAAAGAAUGCGGGAAGAGCGAACGCGAUUCCAAGUCUUCAUCGACUGCGCCUUCUGUUAGAGCAUAUUAAGGGAUAGCGUCAUGGGUCGUCUGUUGUAAACGUCUGUUACUUUUUUUUAAAAUGUAAAAUCACAAGGAGGAGGGAGGGAAUUCGAACUUGGAUAUGAAUAAUUCCAACUUGAGUUUUUAUUAAACUCAAUUGAAGGGAGAGGGGAUUCGAACUUAAGAGAUAAUUUUACGAUCCAGUAAUCAUCAUAAAUUUUACCAAUUACAAUUCAUGGUUU
Molecule: messenger RNA, 1360 nt
Organism: Prunus avium (sweet cherry)
Lineage: Eukaryota; Viridiplantae; Streptophyta; Magnoliopsida; Rosales; Rosaceae
Gene: PMZ
Product: zinc finger (AN1-like) family protein
Cellular component (GO): cytoplasm
Molecular function (GO): zinc ion binding
Source: RefSeq, a predicted model, not a curated record